UCAGCGAAUCUGCGCUAUAAGUUUGGACUGAAGCGCCAUUGGCCUCCCGCUAUGGAAACCGGAGGCAUCCCUGCACUUGCGAAUGGCAUCAAACAAGUCAAAGUGAGCCGAAGAGAGGGAAGGCCUUGUCUUGAGCGAUGUCUGCUUGCUCUCGCACGGGGGAUGCGUGAUGUCAGCGGUGGCAGUGCUGUUGUAAUUGACUUGGUGGGGGUGAUGGCGUCAUUUUAUGCCCUGGUGUAGCCUGCUGCUCCGAUAAGCGAAGGUGGAGACGGAUCUUUAGCCGACGCGACCGUGGCUCCCUUGGCCGGGAUCGAGCACCGCCGAGCCGGACACUUGACGCCGGGAAACAUGGAGGCUGUGGCCGAGGAGCUGCGGGCCGGCUCUCUGAUACCUGUCACUAUCGAUCAAAUAGUUAACGAUACGCUGGUGGUGACGCUGAACUACCGAGAGAGGAGCUACACGGGGAUACUACUUGACUGCAACAAGAAGACUGGGCUUUUCUGUCUCCCAGAAUUCACAGCAAAACCUGCGGACUUCCCGAUGCCGACGCCGGUUUGUCAAGAAGCCCCAGAAGUUCUGAGUCAGGAGCCGGUUUCCAAAUCUCCCAGCCAGGUUUCGCACGGACCGAAGGAUGAAAACGCUCUUCCGGAAAGCGGCGCUCCCCCCUGCCCCGUGCCCACGCCGGUGCCAGCUCCUUACCCUCCUUAUUUUGAAGGAGCCCCCUUCCCUCCGGCCUUGUGGGUGCGCCACAGCUACAGCCAAUGGGUACCUCAGCCCCCCCCGCGGCCAAUCAAGAGGAGGAGGAGGCGGACGCGAGAGCCCGGCCACAUGACCAUGAGCACGAUCCGCCUGCGGCCGCGACAGGUGCUGUGCGAGAAGUGCAAGAACACGCUGAACAGCGACGAGGACGGCAAAGACGGCGCGAGCAACGCGGCCAAGGCGUCCCGGAAGGAGAACGCGCCGCAGAGCGACGAGGACGCCAAGGACGCCAAGGACGCCCCUUCCAAGCUCUCCAGAAAAGAGGACGCCGUCGCGGUGGCCAAGGACGCCAAGAGACGUGAAAACGGCCUCGACGGCAAGCGACUCAGGAAGGACAAGCGGGCGGACGCCGAAGGGGAGAAGUUCCCCGGAGGCGCCGCCGCCAUCCCCCACAGUCCCGUCAUCAAGAUCUCGUACAGCACGCCGCAGGGCAAGGGCGAGGUCAUGAAGAUCCCCGCGAGAGUCCACGGCUCGGUCAAGCCCUUCUGCCCCAAGCAGAACGGCGUGGGGGGCCACGGCAAGGCGCCGUCCGACGCCGCCAAGGAGCAGCGGCACAUCCUGGACGCCACGAGGUCCGGCCUCACCGUGUCCAUCCCCAAACUCAAACUGACCCGGCCUUUUACGACCGUGGGUCAGGACCCGCCCUCUCCGAAGAUCCACUCGAGGCCGCCGCCCCGGCGGGACGGCGAGGAGGACGGCGCGGUCGAGUACGAGGCGGAGCUGGUGGGCGGCGCCAGGAGGCGGAGCCCCCGGGGGCCCGGGCCCCGCCUCCCCCACUCCGACGACUCGGGGGAAGGUAAGAACUCUCCGGAGCUGUGGUCCGGCAGCUCGGGGGAGGAGGCGGACCGCGGCCACGGCGACCUCACCCUCCUCAUCAACUUCCGCAAGCGCAAGGCGGACUCGUCGAGCCUGUCGGUCUGCAGCAGCGACAGCCUCGACGAGUCCAAGUCCUUCAGCUCCGACGGCACCUCGCCGGAGCUGAGCGACCUGGCGCCGGGCGAGGACCCGUCGGUGACCUCGUCGUCCGCGGCGGCGCGGGAGGACCGCAAGACGGUGCCGCCGCUCACGGUGCGCCUGCACACCCGCAGCAUGACCAAGUGCGUGACGGAGGAGGGCCACGCCGUGGCGGUGGGCGACGUCGUGUGGGGGAAGAUCCACGGCUUCCCCUGGUGGCCGGCGCGCGUCCUCGGCAUCAGCGGCGCCCGCAGGCCGGAGACGGCCCGCUGCGAGGCCCAGUGGCCCCAGGCCAAGGUGGCGUGGUUCGGCUCGCCCACCACCUCCCAGCUGUCCGUGGCCAAGCUGUCGCCCUUCAGGGAGCUCUUCAGGUCCCGCUUCAACCGCAAGAAGAAGGGGAUGUACCGUCGGGCCGUCCUGGAGGCCGCCAAGGCCGCGGGGCACGUGGGCCCCGAGAUCACGUCGCUGCUGUCCCACGGCGACACGUAGAGGCUGAGGUCCGAAGAGAGGUCGCCGAGUUUUUUUUUCUUCUGAAUUCUGUAUCAUGAAGACCGAGGCGGGUGGACGUGCGGUUGGGACGGCUACUUUUUUUUGGGGGGGGGGGGUGAAGGUGGACGGCUGUUGAGACUGGAGCAAGAAAAAAAAGAGAAGGAAGAACCGGCGCCAGGCGCCUCGAGGUCCGUCACCAACAGAACUAUUCCUGCUUUAUUCUUUAUUUCUAGAUUUAAUUAUAUUUCAAUAGAGCCGAGUAACGACACGACGGAGGACCACGUGUAUUUAUUAUGACCUGUAACGUUUAUUAGGAUCAGCCCGUCUGCUGCCGGCGCCACCGCGGCAGGAGACGGGCUGACCCCCCCCCCCCCCCGGCUCCGCCCCCCAGAGACGGCCGUGACGCAUCAGUGUUCCGUCCUCGCAGCCUUUGGAUUCGUUGGAUCCGCGGACGUAUUUAUCCUCUUAUUCCUCUCCAGAAUCCCCCCCUCCCCCCCUCUCUCUCUCUCUUUUAUUUUUCUAUUAUUUAAAGCUUCAAGUUUAAGAAGGAAAACAAAAGCACUUUACCUGUACCUUUGGUGGCCUGCUGUAAGCUCUCUGUCUCGGACUCUUAAUCGAGAAGAUCGCGGCCCUGAGGGGCGGCGGGGGGGCGGCGUCCAGCCGGGCCGACGAUCCACACGGCCUUCGAGAUGCACUCUUUUCUUUUUUUUCUUUUUACAUUUAAUUGUAUUGUACGACUUAGGGGGGGGGGGCUGUGAACGCUGUAUUCUCGCAUUCGACUCGGGGUACGCUUCUCGUUUUCAAAAGAUCCACGUCGGACAUUUCCAUUGGAGGAUCACGGUUGAACAAACCCCCCCCCCCCCUGUGCAUUGUCAGUUAAAGGGGGGGGGGGUCAAAUGCUGUAAGAAUACUGUGAAUUCGACUUGUGCCGAGAGAGAGAGAGAGAGAGAGAAGCUCGUUAUUGAGUCGUCUGGUAAGAACAGAUUGACCUUUAGUGACCUUUAGUGUUGAAAGCAGCACUGUUGGAGUAAGGGGGGGGGGCAGCGGAGUCAAGAGGGCUGUCGAGCACACCUGGUCCAAAUUAUUAUUAUUAUUAUUAUUUCAAAAAGAAAUGCCCCGCCGAUCGCCCGGCCGACCCGUCUCCCUCCCACCUGGACACCAGCCCACCAACUGUCAACGAGAGGUGUGUUUGUCAAGGGGGCGGGGCUAAAGGGGGGGGGGGGAGCAACAUGGCUGUCUACUGUUGCCCACGUUGGUCUACCUUUUCUUUUCUUUUUUACAUGUACUGUACAUAAAAUAAAAUAUAAAGCAAUA
Pseudoliparis swirei is the source of this 3516-nucleotide messenger RNA. RefSeq names its product PWWP domain containing 2B (gene pwwp2b). Gene Ontology annotation, cellular component: nucleoplasm; nucleus. NCBI's taxonomy places the organism in Eukaryota, Metazoa, Chordata, Actinopteri, Perciformes, Liparidae. The coding region runs from base 349 to 2202 and encodes 617 amino acids. The record is from RefSeq and is a predicted model, not a curated record. The transcript has 3 exons.